CGGCCCGCGUCCGUGUUACUCAGCGGAGGGGCCGAGGCCGGACGACGCGGUCCGGAGCGCGGAGCCGCGAGCAGCGCUGGGUAACGGCCACGGCGACCGCCAAGACGGCGCCGGUUCCCGCCGCCGGGCUUUCCUGUCGCCAUUCGUUGCACUGCCGGCUUCUCGGUGAAUUUUUGGAUGAAGCCAUUAAAUUAAUUGCUUGCCACCAUGAGCAGAAGCAAGCGUGACAGCAAUUUUUAUAGUGUAGAGAUUGGAGAUUCUACAUUCACAGUCCUGAAACGGUAUCAGAAUUUAAAACCUAUAGGUUCAGGAGCCCAAGGAAUAGUAUGUGCAGCUUAUGAUGCCAUUCUUGAAAGAAAUGUUGCAAUCAAGAAGCUAAGCCGGCCAUUUCAGAAUCAAACUCAUGCUAAGCGUGCUUACAGAGAGCUAGUUCUUAUGAAAUGUGUAAAUCACAAAAAUAUAAUUGGCCUUUUGAAUGUUUUUACACCACAGAAAUCCCUAGAAGAAUUUCAAGAUGUUUACAUAGUCAUGGAGCUCAUGGAUGCAAAUCUUUGUCAAGUGAUUCAGAUGGAACUAGAUCAUGAAAGAAUGUCCUACCUUCUCUAUCAGAUGCUGUGUGGAAUCAAGCACCUUCACUCUGCUGGAAUUAUUCAUCGGGACUUAAAGCCCAGUAAUAUAGUAGUAAAAUCAGACUGCACUUUGAAGAUUCUUGACUUUGGACUGGCCAGGACUGCAGGAACUAGUUUUAUGAUGACACCUUACGUAGUGACUCGCUACUACAGAGCACCUGAGGUCAUCCUAGGGAUGGGCUACAAAGAAAACGUUGACAUUUGGUCAGUUGGGUGCAUCAUGGGAGAAAUGAUCAAAGGUGGUGUUUUGUUCCCAGGUACUGAUCAUAUUGAUCAGUGGAAUAAAGUUAUUGAACAGCUUGGAACACCAUGUCCUGAAUUCAUGAAGAAACUACAACCAACAGUAAGGACUUAUGUUGAAAACAGACCUAAAUAUGCUGGAUAUAGCUUUGAGAAACUCUUCCCUGAUGUACUUUUCCCGGCUGACUCGGAACACAACAAACUUAAAGCCAGUCAGGCAAGGGAUUUGUUAUCCAAAAUGCUGGUAAUUGAUGCAUCUAAAAGGAUUUCUGUAGAUGAAGCUCUCCAGCACCCGUAUAUCAACGUCUGGUAUGAUCCUUCUGAAGCAGAAGCUCCACCACCAAAGAUACCUGACAAGCAGUUAGAUGAAAGGGAACACACAAUAGAAGAGUGGAAAGAAUUGAUAUACAAAGAAGUUAUGGACUUGGAGGAGAGAACCAAGAAUGGAGUUAUACGGGGGCAACCCUCUCCUUUAGGUGCAGCAGUGAUCAAUGGCUCUCAGCAUCCAUCGUCAUCAUCGUCUGUCAAUGAUGUGUCUUCAAUGUCAACAGAUCCGACUUUGGCCUCGGAUACAGACAGCAGUCUAGAAGCAUCAGCUGGACCUCUGGGCUGCUGUAGAUGACUACUUGGGCCUU
Eubalaena glacialis (North Atlantic right whale) is the source of this 1504-nucleotide messenger RNA. It is a transcript of the gene MAPK8, whose product is annotated as mitogen-activated protein kinase 8. The transcript is spliced from 12 exons. Gene Ontology annotation, cellular component: cytoplasm; nucleus. Gene Ontology annotation, molecular function: ATP binding; JUN kinase activity. NCBI's taxonomy places the organism in Eukaryota, Metazoa, Chordata, Mammalia, Artiodactyla, Balaenidae. Gene Ontology annotation, biological process: JNK cascade; protein phosphorylation. The record is from RefSeq and is a predicted model, not a curated record. The coding region runs from base 208 to 1491 and encodes 427 amino acids.